Molecule: messenger RNA, 3112 nt
Organism: Spinacia oleracea (spinach)
Lineage: Eukaryota; Viridiplantae; Streptophyta; Magnoliopsida; Caryophyllales; Amaranthaceae
Product: protein-tyrosine-phosphatase MKP1
Exons: 4
Coding region: 343-2820 (825 amino acids)
Biological process (GO): protein dephosphorylation
Molecular function (GO): actin filament binding
Source: RefSeq, a predicted model, not a curated record
GAAGUUUUUAAUACACAACUUCCCUCUAGAAAAGGACUUGUACUCUCUCCUCUUUCUUUCGCUGUUCUUCUUCUCUCUCUCCCUCUUCCCUCGUGAACCAAGUUAACCCCACUAUCACUCUCUCUACUCUCUCCCUUUUCCCAUGGAUGUUCCCCUUAUUUUUCACUGUUAGCUUGGAUUUAGGUUCAUAAAGGUAUGUACAACUUGUUUGAGCUGAUUUGGGUUUGAUUUUGUUAGUUUUUUUUAAAAAAAAAGUUAAUUGGUUGUUUAAGUUCAGAAGAAGUGUAGGAAAAUUGGGAAGUUCUGAAUAUUGAGUAAAUUAAAUUGUGGAGGGAAGUGGGCAUGGUGGGUAAAGAAGAUGAAACUAGUUCAUGGGGCCAGUAUCAAGUUUGCAACAAUGCCCAGAAAAAGUUUUGGAGGUCGGCUUCAUGGUCGGCAUCUAGAACCGCUGCCCAUAACCCUGAUAGUGAUGAUAUUGAUAGUGUAGAUCCGAAUGGGAACUCUGGGAUUAAUGGUAUCCAAGCACGGAGGUUUCCUGCUCCAUUAACUCCUCGUUCCCAACAGAAUUGUAAAGCUAGAUCAUGUUUGCCCCCACUACAGCCCCUCUCUAUUGCUCGAAGGAGCUUGGAUGAAUGGCCAAAGGCUGGCUCAGAUGAUAUAGGAGAGUGGCCUGGACCACCCACACCCAGUGGUAGGGAUGUGAACAAGGGUGCGGAAAGGUUGAAGCUUGAUAUGUCUGCUAUUCAGACAAAUUCAGAGAGGAAUGGAGGGUUUGUUAAGAAAGAUAAGAUUGCAUUCUUUGACAAAGAAUGUUCUAAGGUGGCGGAACACAUUUAUCUUGGAGGUGACGCUGUUGCUAGGGAUAGGAAUAUACUGAAAAAGAAUGGGAUUACCCAUGUGCUCAAUUGUGUGGGUUUUGUUUGCCCUGAGUAUUUCAAAGCUGACUUUGUUUAUAGAACGUUGUGGCUUCAGGAUAGUCCUUCAGAGGAUAUUACUAGCAUACUUUAUGAUGUAUUUGACUAUUUUGAAGAUGUUAGGGAGCAGAAAGGAAAGGUUUUUGUUCAUUGUUGUCAAGGUGUAUCUCGGUCUACAUCACUAGUAAUUGCAUAUCUUAUGUGGAGGGAGGGGCAGAGCUUCGAUGAUGCAUUUCAGUAUGUGAAAGAAGCUAGGGGUAUUGCUGAUCCAAACAUGGGUUUUGCUUGCCAACUGCUGCAAUGCCAAAAGAGAGUUCAUGCCGUUCCUCUCAGUCCAAGUUCAUUAUUAAGAGUAUACAGGAUUUCACCUCAUUCUCCAUAUGACCCUUUACAUCUUGUCCCGAAAAUGUUAAAUGAUUUGUCUCCUUCAUCCCUUGAUUCCAGAGGCGCAUUUAUUGUACAGGUGUCUUCUGCAAUUUAUGUUUGGCUGGGAAAGAAUUGUGAAGUUAUAAUGGAGAGGGAGGCGAGAGGUGCUGUGACUCAGAUUGUGCGGUAUGAAAAGGUACAAGUACCUGUCCUUGUAAUUAAGGAAGGUGAAGAGCCAACCCUUUUUUGGAAUAUCUUUUCUGAUUUCGUGAUGGACAAAUGUGCUAGUGGUGUAAACUAUGGGGACGCUAAAAUUCAGCCUGGUGAGAGGAAAGUUGACUCUUAUAAUGUGGAUUUUGAGAUCUUUCAGAAGGCAAUCAAAGGGGGUUUUGUCCCAGCUGUUGCAUCAUCAGAGAUCGAACAUGAAACACAUCUGCCUGCACGGGAGAAUAGUUGGAGUGUGUUGAGAUGCAAGUUUGCCUCCGGUCAUAUGAAGGAGUUUGUCUUAGCUCCUAAAUUGGUUCUAAAUAGACUUCACUCUGAUUCUAAGCAUAGUCAUGGAGAAAGUAUUAUUUCGAAUAACUCACGUAUAUCUGAUGUUACAUCGGUGCCCUCAACGUCCUCAUCACCUUCUUCUCUGUCAUCACCUUAUCUUUCUCCAGAUUCCUUCACUUCUGAUUCAAGUAAUAACUCGAAGUAUUCCUCGGAGUCUCCUAUAGAGUCACCCUUGUCACUACCCUCAGCUUUUUCUAACAUGUCUCUUCUCUCGUCUAAAACUUCUACAAAUAUAUCUAACCAUCCAGGCUACAUUGAGGUUAACUUUGGUUCAAAUCCUCUAAGAUCCACUAACUUACCUUCCAGAAGGUCACCUCUGUCACUUGCAGAGCGUAGGGGUAGCUUAUCCAGGUGCCUGACUUUGCCAAAUGUGGCUGGCGACGGAAGGAUGCAAGGAUCUCCGCAAGAGUUCUUUGCCGGCAAACAAGAUGAUCACGUAAAUGAUAAUACCUGCAUAUCGUUUGAGCUGGAUAGGGGAGGAAUGAUUGCAGCUUGCAAGAAUGCUUCUCUUGAAAAGGAUCUUGAUUCUGAUAAGCUAGAGAGCAAAAGUAGUCCUUGUGAAAAGGAAUUUUCUAUACCAAGAGGGAAAUCUACCUCGAGUAUAAAUGCGGGAGUUGUGGCUGUAGUUUCCACUAAGUGUGAUCUCGAGCGACCUUUGGUUUACCGCUUACCGGAUCUGGAGAAGGUAUCGGUUUCAGGAGCAUGUAAGCUUGAUUCUGGUUCAGCAUUCAUCGUCGUGGAUCCAGCGAGAGUUGCAUCCCCCAUCAAAGAUUCAAAUAUCUAUCUUUGGGUUGGCAAUUCUUUCAAAUUUGGUCAAAAUCAAUUACAUGCAUAUAGGAAGGUAGGUGAUGUAGAUUUAGCUGACUUGGAGCAAGCUGGUUCUGAUGUUCUAUCUCGCAUGGGUCUUCCUGAAAGCACCAACAUUAAGAUUAUCAGAGAAGGAGAAGAACCAACAGAAUUCCUUGAAGGAUUGAGUACAUUGUAGCAGUACGCUAAUUAGGAAAGAUUCUUCUGAUCCGUUUUAUCUUUGUUAGGCAGAUUUUUAUUUGGAGAAAUACUGCCUCACAAAGCUUUCGAGGCUGCAGUGAUGUUUACAGGGUCUGCUAACCUGGAUGUACAGACUACAGUCAUUCAACGCCCUCAAAACUGUUAUAAAGAAUUUCUGCAGAUACUGAUGUAGUAGUUUUAGUACUAGUAGUAGAAGCACCUUGUAUAUUCAGAAUUACUACUUUAGGAAGGUCAUUCUAGACCUGCUAAAUGCAAUAGUUAUUUAUUUA